This is a messenger RNA of Felis catus (domestic cat), 6885 nucleotides long. RefSeq names its product phospholipase B1 (gene PLB1). The record is from RefSeq and is a predicted model, not a curated record. Lineage: Eukaryota; Metazoa; Chordata; Mammalia; Carnivora; Felidae. Gene Ontology annotation, biological process: phospholipid metabolic process. The coding region runs from base 2305 to 6681 and encodes 1458 amino acids. Gene Ontology annotation, molecular function: A2-type glycerophospholipase activity; phosphatidylcholine lysophospholipase A1 activity; retinyl-palmitate esterase activity. The transcript has 60 exons. Gene Ontology annotation, cellular component: brush border membrane.
AUGCGGGGCUCCGUCCCACAAACUGUGAGAUCAUGACCCGAGCCGAAAUCAAGAAUUGGAUGCUUAACCGACUGAGCCACCCAGGCGCCCCUGAAUGAGUGAUUCUUGAAAAGGUUGAAACUGUUGGCAUGGAGGCAUCCAUGGCUGCCUACAUCCAUCAAUGUCACUGUCAAACAGAAGGUUCAGCCGUGUGUAUCACGCGUACCACAUUGCAUUGCAAGGUCCGUCUUUGUUCUUCUCUCACGGACAAGGACUCCUGUGACAGAGGGAAAGCUGGGCUGGGGCUAAAGGGCCACGCUGGCGCUGCUCUGGGCGUCCUCCACUGUGAGCACUGCUCGCUGUUCACUUGGGUGCCAGGCCCUGAGCUGUGCACUUUAUAUUCGUCAUUGCAUUUAAUCUUACACCAGCUUACGAAAUAGAUCUUCUGAGUACCUUUUGCAGGUGAGUCAUCUGAGGCUUAGAGAAGUUAAAUGACUCGCCAACCGUCACCCAGCUACCAACAUCAGAGCUGCAACCCAUGUCCAAGUCUGUUGGGCACCAAAGCACUUCUAACAUUCCCCAGGCCUGCCCUUGGUGCAGCCUUCUCAGGGAGAGGACUGAAGAUAGAUGCCUGGGGGCGUCCGGUUUAACGAAGCAGACGUGCUCGCCCCUGCUCUGGGCCUCGGUGCCCCAGCAAUCUCAGACCCACUGCUGGAGAGGAGUCAUCUGGGCCGGGGCCAGGGUUUUGUCUGAACGGGAACAGUUUGUCCCCCUGGAGACCAAUCUUGCGUCUGAUUGUGAUUGCAGGGCAGAGUGCUGGGUGGGGCAGUGGCCAGGCCAGGAUGGUGAGCUGUGGGCUCUUUGUGGGCCACAAGCCUUCUGACCCCUCCAAGGGAGAGGACACUGAGGCCUGAGCAUUGUGCCUGAGUUCUCAAGGCUAGUGAGAGUGGGUUAAGGAGGAGAAGGCCAGUCCCACCCACCCCCCCCGCCACACACACACACAACCAACCAAGUGCUCUAUCAGCCCUUCUACCUCCUGUCCCCUGUCCUCCUCACUCCCACACCCACCCCUUGGAGGGCUGAGGAGUUUCCUUGAUACCUGGCCUGCUCGUUACUUUUUCCAGAACGACCACCUGCAGCCCAGUCCCAGGCCUCAUGGUCUGAGGCCUCCAGCCCAGGGUGAACCAUACUGGAUCCGACAUCCUGGGGAAGCGGCUGGCAGGGGCCUGGCCAGGCUGAAAUGGAAGAGACGGAAACAGUGCCGGGACCCCUCCUCCCUCAUAGGAUUCCCAGGUCCCUGGAGGGAGAGGGCUCUGUCUGCUCAGGAGCUGGGCUGGGUGGAUGGGGGGUGGAAGAGGAGGUGGGCCAGGCUGGAUCUAGGCCAGGAAGGGGCUCAGCCAGGGCUCUGUUGGGUAUUCUCCCAGCUCACCCCCCACCUGCCGCCUCUGCUUUCCCAAGACUGGCCUUGCAGGGCUGCUGGGCCCUCUGGAGAUGCAAAGGCCAAGCACAACUGACUGGCGCCCUCUAGUGUCCGCCUGGCAACGCCCGGGUGGCUCUCUGGGGAACAGGUGCAUCACACAGCUCCCAGGCGCCAGGCCAGGGAGAGUCCCCCAAACCCAUCAUUUAUCUCCUCAUCAGGUCACUUCUGAGAGUGAGAGGUGGCUCUGUUGAUGGUGAUACUGGGACAACAGACAUAUAACGGGACUGUCCGGGGCAAGUCAGGGCAUCUGGUCACCCCACCCAGGUUGGAUUCGCCCCCUCCCCACAGGAGCCACCAGAAUCAUCUGCGGGAGCCACCCCACUAAGUAAAUGAGAAUGCGUGUGAAGCCCUUAGCACGAGGCCCAGGAGCGUAGGCAAUCAACGAACAUGUGAUCAAUAAAUAACUAUUAGCUACACUUGGCGGUAAUAACCGUCUGUUUGGUGGAGCUCUGGCGCCCAUUUCCAGAGCGGCAGGCAGGGAAAGCUGUGUCCCAAGCUCCAUCUGAAGCCAGAAGUCUUACUGUGGAGUCCGGAAGGAAAACCGUCCCUCCCGCAAGAGAAGGACAUUUUGACCCAGUGCGUCUUCCCACCGGUUUUGCAGAUGGGCCCUCCCUCUUCCCACCUGUCCUGCUUGCACCAGCUUUAGAGAUGACUUCGGCUCGGCUGCACGCCCUCGGUGACUAACACAGGCAGCUGGCCACUGCACCCUUUCAAAGGUGAACACAGUAAAAUUUAUGACAGGUGUACUAUCAGACAACAGAGGAGAAUAAAAGCAGGAGGAAGUGUGGCAGCCUCCACCUGUGCAAACCAUUCAUCCAAGGCUGGGACACCUGGACGUUUCUGGCAUGGGACUGCAGCCACGCAUCUUCCUCCUGGGGCUGCUGUUGCUUCUGGGGCAAGGGCUCACCCAGGCCACGACCUCUCCUGGCGAGAACACACUGGAAAAGCAACUAUCACCAGAGGCCCUGAAGAGCUUUGCAUUCUCAUGCAACCCAAAGAAGUCAGGAUCCAGUGUGCCUCCAAAGUCAGUCCACUCUGUGAGACCUUCUGAUAUAAAAUUUGUGGCAGCCCUGGGCUACGUGGAACCUCCUCCAGACUCUGGGACCGUUGACCUGGAGAAGCAAAAAUGGACGGACAGAAGGCCACAGCAGGCAUGCAUGGAAGUGGUGACAGUCCUUUCAGACAUCAUCAGAUAUUUCAACCCUUCUGUUCUGAGGCCUUUGUGCGCCCCUGGGAAGACAGUGGUGGCCCACACUGGUGCUCAAGACUUACGGGCAGAAGCGGAAGGACUGGUGCGGAGCAUGAGGGAGAACCAGAAACUUGACUUUCAAAAUGACUGGAAGCUCAUCAAUGUGUUCUUCAGUAACACAAGCCAGGGUCACCUCUGUCCCUUCACCCAACAGCACAGGCACGCGGCGGGAGGUCUGCUCAAGCUAGCUGGAGUGCUGGACUACCUGCACCAGGAGGUCCCCAAAGCGUUUGUGAACCUGGUGGAUCUCUCUGAGGCUCUGGUGGUUUCUCACUGGCACCAAGGGACUCAGCUCAGCCUCGCAGAAGAGCCCUGCAGAUACUCAGGGGAGACCUUGAAGCUUUCUGAGGUUGUGACACAGUGGUCCUAUCAGGAGAGCUGGGACCGUCUCCUGGCCUCCAGCAAGUACAACAAGGAGGAGUCCUUCGCAGUGGUUUUCCAGCCUUUCUUCUACCAGACCCUACCCUUGGGGGAACAACCACUCCAGGAUCCCAGCACACUCGCCUUGAAUCUCUGGAGCAGCAUGAUGGAGCCAGCAGGACAGAAAGAUGAGCCAUUCAGUGCACGAGAGGGAAGUCCGGUGAAAUGUCCCUCUCAGGAGAAUCCCUUUCUGUUCACCUACAAGAACAGCAACUACCUGCCCAGGCUGCUAAAAUCUCCUGAGGAGCUUGAGGUGACAGAUGCAAUGGAGAUCAGGUGCCCUGACAAGGACCCCUCCAACACGAUUCCCACUUCAGUUCACAGGCUGAAGCUGGCUGACAUCAAGGUAAUCGCAGCCCUGGGGGACUCUCUCACGGCAGGUAAUGGGGCUGGAUCAAAGCCUGGGGACAUCUUGGAUGUCUUGACUCAGUAUCGAGGCCUGUCCUGGAGUGUCGGCGGCGAUCACAACCUCAGCAGCGUCACCACCCUCGCAAACAUCUUCCGCGAAUUCAAUCCUAACCUGAGGGGCUUCUCUAUUGGUACCGGGAAAGAAAACAGUGCUGGAGCGUUCCUAAAUCAGGCUGUGGCAGGAGCCCGAGCUGAGGAUUUACCUGUUCAGGCCAGGAGGCUGGUGGACCUGAUGAAGAAUGACACGAAGAUAAAUUUUCAGGAAGAUUGGAAGAUAAUAACCCUGUUUAUAGGAGGCAACGAUCUCUGUGAAUUCUGCAGUGACCUGGUCCACUAUUCUCCCCAGAACUUCACGGACAACAUCAGGAAGGCUCUGGACAUCCUCCAUGCUGAGGUUCCUCGGGCAUUUGUGAACCUGGUAAAUGUUCUGGAGAUCAUCAACCUGAGGGAGCUGUAUCAGGAGAAGAAAGUCAGCUGCCCAAGGCUGAUCCUUAGGAAUCUGUGCUCCUGUGUCCUGAAGUUUGAUGAUAACUCACCAGAACUUGCCUCCCUCAUCGAAGUCAAUAAGAAAUACCAGGAGGGGACUCACCAGCUGGUUGAAAAUGGGCGAUACGACACAAGGGAGGACUUCACGGUGGUCGUGCAGCCAUUUUUUGAAAAAGUGGACAUGCCAAAGACCUCGGCGGGGCUGCCCGACAGCUCUUUCUUCGCUCCUGACUGUUUCCACUUCAGCAGGAAAGCUCACGCUCACGCGGCCAGUGCCCUCUGGAACAACAUGCUGGAACCUGUUGGCCAGAAGACAACGCAGCAUAAUUUUGAACACAAGAUCAAUAUCACAUGUCCGACCCAGUUCUGGCCGUUUCUGAGAACCUACAAGAACAGCGUGCAGGGUCAUGGGAGCCAGCUGCUGUGCAGGGACAGAGCUCCUUCUGCCUCACCGCCCACCUCAGUGCACACCCUGAGACCGGCAGAUAUCCAAGUUGUGGCUGCACUGGGGGAUUCUCUGACCGCCGGCAAUGGAAUUGGCUCCAAACCAGAUGACCUUUCUGACAUCACCACUCAGUAUCGGGGGCUGUCAUACAGUUCGGGAGGGGAUGGCUCCCUUGAGACCGUGACCACCUUACCAAAUAUCCUUCGGAAGUUUAACAGAAAUCUCAGAGGCUACGCGGUGGGCACGGGUGACGCCAAUGGCACAAAUGCCUUCCUUAAUCAGGCUGUUCCUGGAGCAAAGGCUGGGGAACUUAUGAGCCAAGUCCAGACUCUGGUGCAGAGGAUGAAAGAUGACCAUAGAGUGAAUUUCCACAAGGACUGGAAGAUUAUCACGGUGCUGAUUGGAGGCAGCGAUUUAUGUGACUACUGCACGGAUUCGAAUCUGUAUUCUGCAGCCAAGUUUUUUGACCAUCUCCGCAAUGCCUUGGACAUCCUGCAUAGAGAGGUGCCCAGAGCCCUGGUCAACCUGGUGGACUUCAUGAACCCCAGCGUCAUGCGACAGGUGUUCCUGGGCAAUCCAGACAAGUGCCCUGUGCAGCAGGCCAGCAUUUUGUGUAACUGCGUUCUGACCCCUCGGGAGAGCUCCCAAGAGCUGGCCAGGCUAGAGGCCAUCACCCAAGCCUACCAGAGCAGCAUGCGUGAACUGGUGGAGUCAGGCCGCUAUGACACAAGGGAGGACUUCUCCGUGGUACUGCAGCCUUUCUUCCGCAACAUCCGGCUCCCCGUCCUGGCGGAUGGGCACCUGGAUAUAUCCUUCUUCGCCCCAGACUGUAUCCACCCAAGUCAGAAAUUCCACUCCCAGCUCUCCAGAGCCCUUUGGGCCAAUAUGCUUGAGCCACUAGGAAGGAAAACAGAUACCCUGGACCUGAUGGCAAAUAUAUCCCUCUCCUGCCCUCCUCAGAAUGAGCCCUUCCUGAGAACUCCCCGGAACAGCAACUACACCUACCCCACCAAGCCGGCCAUUGAGAACUGGGGCAGUGACUUCCUGUGUACAGAGUGGAAUCCUUCCAACAGCGUCCCCACCUCAGUCCAUGAGCUCCGGCCAGGAGACAUCAAAGUGGUGGCCGCGAUGGGCGACUCAUUGACUACAGCAUUGGGAGCCAGACCAAGCAACUCCAGCGACCUACCCAUGUCCUGGAGAGGAGUCUCCUGGAGCAUUGGAGGGGACGGCAUCUUGGACACCCACACCACACUGCCCAACAUUCUGAAGAAGUUCAACCCUCACAUCCUUGGGUUCUCCACCGGUACCCUGGAGGAGACAGCGGGACUGAACGUGGCCGUGGAAGGAGCCAGAGCUAGGGACAUGCCGACGCAGGCCCGGGACCUGGUGGAGCGAAUGAAAAACAACCCUGAAAUUGAUCUAGAGAAUGACUGGAAGCUGAUCACACUCUUCAUUGGGAGCAACGACAUGUGUCAUUACUGUGAGAAUCAGGAGGCCCACUCAGCUGGGGAGUACAUUCGGCACAUCCAACAGGCCCUGGACAUCUUCUAUGAGGAGCUUCCAAGGGCUUUCAUCAACGUGGUGGAGGUCAUGGAGUUGGCUGGCCUGCACCAGGGCCAAGGUGGGAAAUGCGACCUGCCGCUGGCCGCUCAGAGCAACUGCACUUGCCUCACACGUUCCCAGGAGAAUUCUCUGGAGAUGCAAGAACUGAAGAAAAUGAACUGGAACUUCCAGAGUGGCAUCUCCAGGUUGUCAUACUGGCACCAGUACCUGCAGCGUGAAGAUUUCGCAGUGGUCGUACAGCCUUUCUUCCAGAACACUCUUGUCCCCCUGAACAGCAGAGGGGGCGCUGACCUCACCUUCUUCUCCGAGGACUGUUUCCACUUCUCAGAACGUGGUCACGCAGAGAUGGCCAUCGCGCUCUGGAACAACAUGCUGGAGCCAGUGGGCCAUAAGACAACCUCCAACAACUUCACCCACAGCCGAACCAAACUCAAAUGCCCCUCUCCUGAGAGCCCUUACCUCCACACCCUGAGGAAUAGUCAGCUACUCCAAGACCAUUCUGAAACAGGCCCCACGGUGCUGUCCUGGGCCUUGCCUGUGGCGGCCGGAGGUGGCCUUGCACUUGGUGUCGGCGCGGUGAUGGCAUGGAGAGCCAUAGGAGGUCGCCAGCGGGAAAAUCCUCCAAUGAGCCUCAACACUAUGAGAUUCUAGGCCUCCAGCCAUGGGCAUGCACUCAUCCCCAAUUCCCCAGCCAUACUCCUCACCAGCCGUCUACCUCAGCCACCUUGGCCACCAGAGAGCAUUUGCUUCGUCACCUGGUGACAUAGGAAGCCAAAGGGACAGUCACGACUCCUUGGGGCCUGGAGCCUGUGCUCCUGGAAUUGCCUAAUUUAAAUAAAGGCCAAAGUCAUUCUA